AUGUCAGCCCCACUCAAGCUGGCCGUCAUCGGCACCAACUGGAUCACCAACUCGUUCGUGCAGUCAGCCCAUGAAAGCAAGAGGUUCCAACUUGUGGCCGUCUACUCCCGCAGCCUCGAGACCGCACGCAAGUUUCUCGCGGAGACGCCGUCCAUCACCGAUGCUUCUUCCGUCAAGUCCUACGAUGAUCUGGGCUCGUUGCUUUCGGAUAGUUCCGUCGGAGUUGACGUGGUGUACAUUGCCUCACCCAACUCCCUUCACUAUGAGCAAGGAUUGCUGGCGCUGAACGCUGGGAAGCACGUCAUCAUCGAGAAGCCGAUUGCUUCGAAUGGCAAGGAAAUGGCGGCUCUGUACAGCCUCGCCGACUCGAAGGGCCUCUUUUUACUCGAGGCUUUCAGGCAUAUCCAGGAGCCCAACUUCCUCAAGCUGCAGAAGCUUCUGGACAGCGAGACCACUGAGGCUGGGAAAUUCGGUCCCAUCUACGGCGCCAGUGUCUCAAUGGCCGUUUACUCGUCUCGUUAUGCCAAAGUGCUUGAAGGCGAAGAGCCAAAUGUGCUCUCGCCCAAGUUCUCAGGGGGAGCGCUUUGGGACAUGGGGUGCUACCCUGUGAUGUUCUCAGUCGCUCUGUUCGGAAAGCCUGCAGCCCAGACUUAUCACCCCGUCAUCAUCCGCACUGGCGUCGACGGUGGCGGCCACAUCAUUCUCCAGUACAGCACGGAAACAUCCAGACACAAAGCCAAGUUCACCGUUCAUGCACACACAAGCAAGAUUUACACCUCGACCGCGCCCACCGAGAUAUACUGCGAGAAAGGCACCAUCAGAGUCAACGGUGCCACUGGUGUCACUGAUAUCAAUACCAUAGAGUUUGUGCCUCGGGGUUCAAAGGAAGGCGAGCAGCUGGCAGACACCAGGCCCGAAUAUCCAGGCUUACUGAAUCUGACAUGGGAGGCAAAGGAGCUGGGACGCAUAAUACAAGAAGGCGAUAGGAAAGCUGAAGGCACGCUGAGAGAGCUUACAACUGAUGUUUUGACGGCCAUGGAGAGCAUGAGAAAGCAAAACCACAUCGUCUUCGGUUCCGAGAAGUAG
Molecule: messenger RNA, 1086 nt
Organism: Diaporthe citri
Lineage: Eukaryota; Fungi; Ascomycota; Sordariomycetes; Diaporthales; Diaporthaceae
Exons: 1
Coding region: 1-1086 (361 amino acids)
Molecular function (GO): nucleotide binding
Source: RefSeq, a predicted model, not a curated record